GAACCAGUUAUAAUUUGUCGAAAACUGCCAUUGACCAGGGAAAAGAAAAAAAAGAUAAACAGAAAUAAAAGGGACAAAAUUAAAACCAGAAACAAUAAAAACGAAUAACAAUUAGGAUUUACCAAAUUUAAAUUAAAUCACAAGAAAAAGGGGAAAACAAAGUUGGAAAGAGGAGCAACGUCUUUCAGUUUAUUUUGUUUCUAAGUGGAAAUUGCCAACAGUUUGUGAUGUCAUUUCGGUGAAGUUGGUUCAAGAUGCCAUAUGAGGACCAAUAUGGCAGGACGUGUGGUUUCCUUAAUAUUGAGGAAGAUGAGAAUACGGGAGUGUUUAAAAGGAGGUACUUCCUACUGGAUUCCAACACAAAUAAACUGCACUACUUCAAGGAUAACCCUAUUAAUUUAAACAGUCAAUCCCACAAUCCAGUAUGGGAGAUUGAACUUCAAAAGGUCUCCAAGGUCAGUGAUGCUCGUAAACUCCGACCCAAGGUUGACUUCUGCUUUGUGGUCAACUUUGCUGGUCAGCGUUAUUUUCUACAAGCGGAGGACCAGACAGACAUGAACAAGUGGAUUGAUGUCCUCAACAAUGCUAGUAAAAUUAUUGUACCCAAAUCUGAGGCACAAAAACAAGAAGCAAUGGAGUGGCAUUAUGGUGAUCUAACACAGGCCAGUUACCGAACCCAGGUGGCUGGAGGUGUAGUUUGUAAAAUUGCUCAGGAGACAAACCCUGAUGAGUUAAGUGGAAGUGCUGAUAGUGAUGAUAAUGUCUCCGGCCGAGGUACCCCAGCUUGCCAUCUCGCAGCUCACAAGUCUGGUUAUGCUGUCAAACAGGGAGCUGUGCGGAAAAGCUGGAAACGGAGGUUUUUUGUACUCACAGAUCAAGGAAUUUCAUAUUAUCAAUCAGAACAAUCACUGUCUCCAAUACGAACAAUACCUAAAAAUAAUCUACUAGAAGUUAAAAAGUCAAUUGCGACACACCUUGACAGAGAUAACCUAUUUGAAAUAAUUACCUCAAAGAGAACAUUCUAUGUCCAGGCAGAUUCUCCAACAGACAUGAGCAGCUGGAUCGAUGCUAUACAAAAACUCCUUAGAACUAUUAAAUGUGAAGAACGAAAGUCUAUGCAAGAUGGCAGUAAUAAAACUCCAAAUUAUGAUAUGGAAGUUGUCUAUCCGAAGGGCCAGUGGUUUCAGAAUCUCUCUUCAUGUUGGUGCCGAGAAAGUGACAACAACAACCAACAACAACAACAACAGCAUCAACCGUCCACCACUGAGGUUACGGGUGGGGAGGAGCCACCAGUCCUGACCAACAAGGUAAAGGAGCUAAAAACUCAAAUUUGCUGAAAAAAAUAUGGCUUUUUCGGUAGCCGUUACCUGUCUGUCUACCUUUCAAUGUGAUGAUCAAUUACUUUGUCGCUUCAGUGUAAGGUUUACAAGAACACACUGCCGACGACGAUGAUGAUGAUAGUGGUGUUAAUGUUUAUAUGAUGAGGAUGAUGAUGAGGAGGAUAUGGAGUCAAAUGACAAUGGCAAGAACAGCCACAAAAUAAUCAUGGGGCUGUUUCUAUCGGUUGAAGUAUUAUGAUACCGUCUAAAGACAAAGCAGUUGGUCUCUUCAAGAUAAUUGUGUGUAAGCAAAUAUAUUUAUACAUAUAUAUAAACAUAUGUAUCUUACGUAUAUAUAUGUUUAUAAUUAUAUACAUUAUAUAUAUAUAUAUAUAUUUAUGAAUAGAUUAGAUGAUGGGAAAUUGAAUGAAUUGUAUUAUUUAAACUCACCGAGAAGUGGUUUUAAAUAAAGAAUGUCAUUCAUUCCUUUUUCUAUCAUUUAUCUAUUUGUAUAAACUCUACGUAUACUAUGGAAUCACUGAUGUAUAGCCUGUUGCUGGAGCAUUUCCACUGUAUGAUGACAUCAGGUAGCCAAUACUGGUGGACAAGCUUUGCAUAGCAUUCUUCAAGGUUUUUACCCGAAUCUUAUUUAACAUAUUUAUGUGUAUACAUACAUAUAAUAACUGUAUAAUAAAUGAUAUAACAAUGUAUUAUAUAUAUGCAUAUUUAU
Messenger RNA from Octopus sinensis (East Asian common octopus), 2049 nucleotides. Its product is annotated as pleckstrin homology domain-containing family A member 2. The record is from RefSeq and is a predicted model, not a curated record. Lineage: Eukaryota; Metazoa; Mollusca; Cephalopoda; Octopoda; Octopodidae. The transcript has 13 exons. Bases 255 to 1337 code for a protein of 360 amino acids.